GCUGACUGGAGGCCACACCCUGCUUAAGCUCCUAGCAAGCUCUGCUGUGCUGAAAUUUGCACGCAGCUGUUGCGACGUGCGUAGAAACUGUGUCACCCUCUCCGUUAUAUUAGAGUGGGGGUGAAUGAGACAGACAUGAAUGGUGGUUUUUACUUUUUAAAUUUUAAGAUAUUUAGUAGUGAAUGAGCUGGGCUAAUACUCGGAAGCUAUGGAGCUGGAAAGAGUUAUCCUAGUGAGCCAGUGUUUUUCCUAUAUUCUUUCUGUGCUAGGAGGCUUACUGGUGGUCAUACCUCUGGCUCUGAAUGGGAGCCAUUUCAAAGGGAGAUGUCUGCUAUUCACACAGGGAUUCUGGAAGCAGGAAAAUGGAACAGGGGCUGAUGAGAUUAAUUCUAGCAUGGAAGAUUCCAUAGCAUCUCCCAGACUGGUGGUACAACAGUGGGGUCCGUUAGCUGCCUGCCAGUUUACCACCUUUGUUGCUGUCUUUACUGUGCUGUUUGGAGCCGUACAAACCUGGAGGAGCCUGUUCUACCUACAUAAGGGGCACGAUGACACAUUUUUCUCUGCCUUCCUCACUUUACUACUCAGCAUCUCUUUUUUUGUCCUCGCUGUUGUGGCCAGCAUGUUGGUGACUAUUGGUUUUCAGUCCUGGUGCAGGACUGUCACUGACCAAGGAGGCUUGCUCAUAAGCCACAGUUGUGAAGAUGCUCAGUAUACCAACCUGCAGCUAGAUGUGGACACCUCAGCAUUUUACACACAGUUUGGAAUUGCACAGUUUGGCCUCUGGUGCAUCAGUGUACUGUGGAUUUCCCUAGCCAUCCUUUCAUUUCUGAAGGUUUAUCGAAAUUACAAGCAUCAGGAACUAGGGCAUUGCCUUGCCAGGGAAAAAGAAUUGCUGCUGGAUCGAUCAUGUCGAACUCGGGUCUCUUCACCACAGAAACAACAACAAGAAGAAGAGCAGAGACGAGCCCCCAGUGUUUUUAUCUGAAAUGGCAUGCACCUCACAAAACAGCUCCUUUAAUGACUUCUAUGAAUCUUGUAUUACAAACUUUCUUUAAUGAUUUGAUAUCCUCUUAAAUAAUUUAUUUUACAUAGCAACUUUUUAUUGUGACUCUUAUCCUAGGUCUCUUUACAAGAACACAGCUGCACUACAACUGUUUCUAUAUUAUUUUUUGUUUACAGUUUUAGCACUGGCAGGUAAGGUGACUCAGGGUCACCAUGUAAAUCAAUGGCAGAUGCUGAUCCAAUACCUUUGUGUACAUGACAAUGAAUGUGUUAUAGUAAAAUGUGCAAGGUACAGACAAUUAUGGAAGUAUUUUCAUCUGCAGUAAUUGUUUGUACCAUUGACCUCGCAAGGUGUUAGCAAACAAGCAUCAGUACAUACUAUUUAAACAGCUAUUUUAAACUGACUCAGUUAAUCUUCCUAGUCUUGGCAACUGCUUUAAUUGCACACAGAUCCUAAUCAUGAUAUAAAUAUAGUACUUUAAGUUCAUUAACUGGCUGUAAUUACAGUCUUAAUCAGACAAUUCUAUAGGCCAUGUCAUUUUCUGGAGAUCUCAGCAUGGCAUGUCAGUAGUACAGAAGGGCAGGACAGGAGUUUAUUUUUGCUUAGAAGAUAUUUUAUUAAAUGGGAUAAUGAAAGGAAACACAUUUUUCUAAAAUUUCAAGGUAAUUAUUACUCUCUUAAUAGAGUUGUAUAAGGCAUCAUAGUGAUUUGCUAGCUGCGGGAUUCUGAAAAGCUCUAGAAGAGUGUCCUCCAUUGCUUCUAAUGGACUCUCUGCACCACAUCUCUUCCUAUAUGUAAUAACAGUGGAAGCUCAAAUGACAUGUAAAUUAGGUAAUUCAUUAGUUUAUUUCCUUACUGUGAAAUCUAUGUUGAAGGUAGUUAUUGUGGUUCAACUAACUGUGCCAUGUAAUAAUGUACAUGUAGUGGAAGCAAAAUCAUAUUCUUUCUGCUUUACCUGGAAAAGUAACUCCACAGUUACUGUUGUCCCCAUCACUUCACUGGUCCCAUUACUACUGACGUCACUCAUAAAUACAAUUGAAAUUUGACAAACAAGAGGAGACAAUUCAGUCCAUCAAGCACGUUUGUUUGGCUAAUAGCUAAGCUGUCCCAAUAUCUCAUCCUAAAACGAACAACAAGUUCACGAUAUCGGUUUAUAUAAUUAUAAUACUUUUUCAGAUCUUCAAAUGUGAAAGUUUUAAUGUUAUUGCUUAACUCCUUAAAUUAUAAAGAGUUUUUAUUGUGUUUUAAAAGCAGAAUACCAAAUAAUAAUAGGUUUGGUGGAAGGAUAUGAAAAUUUCGCUUUUUGCUUAUUUUCAGAUGCAGACAAAAUGAAGAAGGACCUAGAAUCUAAAUACAGAAACAGAGUCAGUUCUCUUUAUUAUUGAUUAUUAUUGAUGGUAUGUCUUUUUGUUUUGAUGGCUAAACUGGCAGUCUGUAACACUGUAUCAGAGGAUACCUUCAGAAUUCUGUGUCUGAAUAAGGAGUAGGAAAGUGUUUCUGGGAUGGUGGCUGUGGUGAUGUGGUCAACUGUGUAAACUGCUGUGACCCACCCACCUGAUGAACACUGCUAAUAAUUUCACAAAGCUAUUUAUAGUAACAAUUAUGGCAUUUUCUGUUGUUAACCCCUAAGUCCUUUUCAUGGCUAAUGCCUCCUCAUGGCAAUGUAGUAAUAGGCAUUCAUUAACUUAAAAAAUUAUUAUUACAUUUCUAUUUUUGAAAAAGACUAUCUAAAAUUAAAAAAGAUCCUUGAAUGGAGAAAUUGAUAGACCUCAAACUAUAUUUUUUUAAUUAAAAUCGAUCUUGGAUAUUUAUACAAUGAAAAAGUAUAAGGACAUGGAAAAAGGCUGAAUGUUCUUCAGUUACUGAAUGUUUAUUAUUGCAUUCAUUCUUUACUAAUAUUAAAAUUCUUAGCUUUUCCACUUUAGCAAUGAAUACAUGGAUAACUAAUAUGUAUCAAAUACUUAGCAAAGUCAAAAUAGCCAUUUCAGGAGGUCAUGUAAGAAACAGAAAAUAAUAAAAGUUUUUGUUUUUUUUAGAUUUUAGUCAAAAAUCUCAGUCAGUUUAGAUCUUCAUCUGAAUGGAAUCGGGAAUUCAGAAAUCCUAGCAUCGUGCCUACCAAGCAUUAUGCAGAGAAAGGUGGAAUAUUUUCUUUUCUAAAGUAAACACUGUCUGGUAACUUAAAAAAAAUUGUGGAAUUUAAGUUUUCUGAUUUUCACCUAAAAAUAAACCUUGCACAAAAUCCAGCAUUUAAUAUAAUUAAGUAUUUGUCUGUUCCAAUUGAAUUAAUAAUAAUAAAUUCAUUUUCAAAUAAAGCACUGUGUAUACAAAUAUUUUUAAUUGA
Messenger RNA from Erpetoichthys calabaricus (reedfish), 3344 nucleotides. Its product is annotated as Transmembrane protein 179-like. The record is from RefSeq and is a predicted model, not a curated record. The transcript is spliced from 4 exons. Lineage: Eukaryota; Metazoa; Chordata; Cladistia; Polypteriformes; Polypteridae. The coding region runs from base 209 to 985 and encodes 258 amino acids.